This is a messenger RNA of Capra hircus (goat), 2278 nucleotides long. It is a transcript of the gene KCNJ6, whose product is annotated as potassium voltage-gated channel subfamily J member 6. The coding region runs from base 18 to 1241 and encodes 407 amino acids. NCBI's taxonomy places the organism in Eukaryota, Metazoa, Chordata, Mammalia, Artiodactyla, Bovidae. Gene Ontology annotation, molecular function: G-protein activated inward rectifier potassium channel activity. Gene Ontology annotation, cellular component: plasma membrane. The record is from RefSeq and is a predicted model, not a curated record. Gene Ontology annotation, biological process: regulation of monoatomic ion transmembrane transport; potassium ion import across plasma membrane. The transcript is spliced from 2 exons.
UCCUAGAGGGUGACUCCAUGGACCAGGACGUUGAGAGCCCCGUGGCCAUUCACCAGCCAAAGUUGCCUAAGCAGGCCAGGGACGACCUGCCGAGACACGUCAGCCGGGACCGGACCAAAAGGAAAAUCCAGAGGUACGUGCGGAAAGACGGAAAGUGCAACGUUCACCACGGCAACGUGAGGGAGACCUACCGCUACCUGACCGACAUCUUCACCACCUUAGUGGACCUCAAGUGGAGAUUCAACCUGCUCAUCUUCGUCAUGGUCUACACCGUGACGUGGCUCUUUUUUGGGAUGAUUUGGUGGCUAAUCGCAUACAUUCGCGGAGAUAUGGACCACAUAGAGGACCCAUCGUGGACUCCGUGCGUCACCAACCUCAACGGGUUCGUCUCUGCUUUUUUAUUCUCCAUAGAGACAGAAACCACCAUCGGUUAUGGCUACCGGGUCAUCACGGACAAGUGCCCGGAGGGUAUCAUCCUCCUCCUCAUCCAGUCGGUGUUGGGGUCCAUUGUCAACGCUUUCAUGGUGGGGUGCAUGUUUGUUAAAAUAUCGCAGCCCAAGAAGAGGGCGGAGACCCUGGUUUUUUCCACGCACGCAGUGAUCUCCAUGCGGGAUGGGAAACUGUGCCUGAUGUUUCGGGUGGGGGACCUGAGGAAUUCCCACAUCGUGGAGGCUUCCAUCAGAGCCAAGCUGAUUAAAUCCAAACAGACUUCGGAAGGGGAGUUCAUCCCUCUGAACCAGACGGACAUCAAUGUCGGGUAUUACACGGGGGAUGACCGUCUGUUUCUGGUGUCUCCGCUCAUCAUCAGCCACGAAAUUAACCAGCAGAGUCCUUUCUGGGAGAUCUCCAAAGCCCAGCUGCCCAAAGAGGAACUGGAAAUUGUGGUCAUCCUGGAAGGAAUGGUGGAAGCUACAGGGAUGACGUGCCAAGCUCGAAGCUCCUACAUAACCAGUGAGAUCCUCUGGGGGUACCGAUUCACGCCUGUCCUGACGCUGGAGGACGGGUUCUACGAAGUUGACUACAACAGCUUCCAUGAGACCUACGAGACCAGCACCCCAUCUCUCAGCGCCAAAGAGCUGGCCGAGUUAGCCAGCAGGGCCGAGCUGCCCCUGAGCUGGUCUGUCUCCAGUAAACUCAACCAACACGCAGAACUGGAGACUGAGGAGGAGGAAAAGAACCCUGAGGAGCAGACGGAGAGAAAUGGUGACGUGGCAAACCUAGAGAAUGAAUCCAAAGUUUAGUCCCCGGGCCCGGGGCCGCCCCUUCUCCUCUCCAACCCCCACCCCCCACCCCCGCAACCCUGCCUUGUCUCUCAUUCUCUUUCUUGUCUGUCUGUUACUCUGUUCUUUCCUUAUAUUUCAGUUUGGCAUUACCAGGAAACAAAUCUUCAAGGUGUAAAAUAUCUACCUGCCCUCUCAGUUAGUUCAGAUUGACGAGGUAGCUUGCAGAUUGGGUUAAGGCGUCAUAUGCCCUCUUUUGUGGUCCCAGCCUGGUCUCCUCCCGGGAUAGAGCACAUCUGACUAGAGAUUUACGCUACUCCCUUGCAUGUGUUGUAAAAUAGCAGAUCGCUCAAAAGGGUGCAUCCAAGAGUUUCCCUGGGAUGUGACGAGGAAGGUCUCUGGUGCCUAUUCAUUCACGCAGUGAGACAUGGAGUCGAGCCCUCUGUUUUACACAUCUCAAUAAAUUUCAUCCACGGGGCGAGGUGCUUGCCCUCUGUGGGCAUUGCGGUUACAGGACCCAGGUGAGGUGAAGACAAAACCCUGUACAUAUAUAUGCCUUAUGUAAUUAUCUUCUUUUGCAGUUAGUAACGAAACCCAGCAUGUACAAAAGUGCUGUAGAACACAACUGCUAAAUACUGUACAUAGGUGUAAGAUCAAUGUAGGUUUAGAUAUAUAACUUUAGAAAUAAGAUUUUUAAAAAAUGAUCCCCAAAGUACAGUAGGCAUUUCUGUUCUGAUGUCUCUUUUCUGGAUUUCUUUGAUCCCAUCGACCGCUGGCCCUUUAGUGCAUGGCCUUUGUUCUGUGUCCCAGACUGGCAGACGUUUGGGUACCUCACUGUUCCCUUCGUUGACUCUAAUAAGCCAUAGGUCUGGGGGAAGUUUGGAGGUCCAGUAGAUGGCAAAACCCAUCACCAAUAUGCUGAUAUACUGUGAAAUGUUUACAAAACUGAGGUCUCCUUUUUAAGACAACAAGGACCUCACUGACUAGCUUGGGGCAGAAUUUCAGGAGGAGAACAUGCUCUGGCAUGCCACAAUGACGUGCACUUUUUUUGUUUCUUG